Molecule: messenger RNA, 1349 nt
Organism: Cajanus cajan (pigeon pea)
Lineage: Eukaryota; Viridiplantae; Streptophyta; Magnoliopsida; Fabales; Fabaceae
Gene: LDOX
Product: leucoanthocyanidin dioxygenase
Source: RefSeq, a predicted model, not a curated record
UCCUCAGGCUCAGAGUGUAGUAAAGGAGAAGGGUACAUUACAGAUACAUAGAGAGAGAGAGAGAGAGAAGUUGGUAACUAAAUAAUAUUAUUAUUAAAGACAUGGGGACGUUGGCUCCAACUCCAAGAGUUGAAACCUUGUCGUGCAGCAAAAUACAGUCUAUUCCGAAGGAGUACGUGAGACCCAAAGAAGAGUUGAGUAGCAUAGGGGACGUGUUUGAGGAGGAAAAGAAAGAGGGUCCUCAAGUUCCAACUAUUGACUUGACAGAAAUAGACUCUGAGGAUGAGUUGGUUCGUGCCAAGUGCCUUGAGAAGCUGAAAAGAGCCGCAGAAGAGUGGGGUGUGAUGAACUUGGUGAACCAUGGCAUCCCCAGUGACCUCUUGAACCGUCUCAAGAAAGCUGGCGAAACCUUCUUUGCACUUCCCAUUGAGGAAAAGGAGAAGUACGCGAAUGACCAGGUUGCUGGCAUGAUUCAAGGCUAUGGAAGCAAACUCGCCAACAAUGCCAGUGGCCAACUCGAGUGGGAAGAUUACUUCUUCCACCUCAUUUUCCCUGAGGACAAACGCGACUUAUCCAUCUGGCCCAAAACGCCUGCUGAUUAUACUGAGGUUACAAGCGAGUAUGCAAAGGGACUAAGGGUGCUUGCGACCAAGAUUCUGGAGGCACUAUCUGUUGGAUUGGGUUUGGAAGGAGGGAGGCUAGAGAAGGAAGUUGGAGGAAUGGAAGAGCUUUUACUUCAAUUGAAGAUAAACUAUUACCCAAUAUGUCCCCAGCCAGAACUUGCUCUGGGAGUUGAAGCACACACCGAUGUAAGUUCACUCACUUUCCUCGUUCAUAACAUGGUGCCUGGUCUUCAGCUUUUCCACGAAGGGCAAUGGAUAACAGCAAAAUGCGUGCCCGAUUCGAUUUUCAUGCACAUUGGUGACACCAUUGAGAUUCUGAGCAACGGCAAGUACAAGAGCAUUCUUCAUAGGGGUUUGGUGAACAAGGAAAAGGUUAGAAUAUCGUGGGCAGUGUUCUGUGAACCCCCGAAGGAGAAGAUCAUUCUUCAGCCACUUCCUGAGCUUGUCACUGAAACAGAACCAGCACUCUUCCCUCCUCGCACUUUUGCUCAGCAUAUUCAUCACAAACUCUUCAGAAAGGAUAAGGAAGCAAAUCUCCCAAACUAAAUCCACCACUGCCUCAUUCAAUCGCUUUCUUGCGUUCUAUGUUUUGUCUUAUGUAUUAUUUAUGCAUGAACUUCUUCUCGCUUCUGUUGUAAUAAUAAAGUAGGCCAUCUAUGUGCGUAUGGCCUCAGUGUUUUAUGUGUCCAGCAUUAAUAUUAUUAUUCUUGUUUCUAUUGAUGAUUA